This is a messenger RNA of Drosophila busckii, 764 nucleotides long. Its product is annotated as cathepsin L1-like. The transcript has a single exon. NCBI's taxonomy places the organism in Eukaryota, Metazoa, Arthropoda, Insecta, Diptera, Drosophilidae. Bases 3 to 764 code for a protein of 253 amino acids. Gene Ontology annotation, cellular component: lysosome. Gene Ontology annotation, molecular function: cysteine-type endopeptidase activity. The record is from RefSeq and is a predicted model, not a curated record.
UAAUGAGAGUAGCGCUUAUAGUUGUUGCCUGUCUGGGCAGCUUAACCUGCAGCCUAGCCAGCAGUUUAGAGCAUGCUCAGGCACUGGGUAGCUUUGAGGAUGCAGCGUUGCCGCUAAUUGAGCUGUCCGCCAACAAGUUGCCCCAGAAUGUUAACUGGACGGAGUUACAUGCGGUUACGCCUGUUACAAAUCAAGGUCACUUUAACAACUCCUGGGCCUUUGCUGCCGUCGGCGUCGUUGAGAGUCGCAAAUUCAUACAGAAAGGCAAAUUAGUGCCGCUCUCGGCGCAGAACUUGAUCGAUUGCUGCCAGACACACAAGAGGCGCAUCUCGACGGCUUUGAAAUGCAUCCAGGCGAAAGGCAUUAAUACCGCCAGCAAAUAUCCCUAUCGUGGUCUAGCUGGCAAGUGUCGCUUUAGCAAAUUAUUGACUUCGGUUACCAAAAUUAAGAAGAUGGUCAAAGGGGCUCGCGGCAGUGAGACUAAAUUAGCUGCUGAUGUGUACAAAGGUCCUGUGGCUGCUGUAAUUUCCAGCACUGUGAUUGCAAACUACAAGUCCGGCAUUUACUUUAAUCCAAGCUGCGGUCGUACGGCAGACUUGCCCGUGCUAAUUGUGGGCUAUGGGCAUAAUGCCAGCUAUGGCGACUAUUGGCUGCUGAAGACAUCCUUGGGCACUCAGUGGGGUGAGCGAGGCUACAUGAGGCUGGCGCGCAAUCGAAACAAUAUGUGCGGCAUUGCCGAUGAUACCUAUUAUCCUACUUUCUAA